Molecule: messenger RNA, 1898 nt
Organism: Rubroshorea leprosula
Lineage: Eukaryota; Viridiplantae; Streptophyta; Magnoliopsida; Malvales; Dipterocarpaceae
Source: the annotation of a GenBank genome assembly
GCUUUGAAAUUGUGUUUCGAACCUCGUUUUGGAAAAUUAGUGGCAGUGAAAUGAAUCCUAGAUAGAAGAAAUUUGGUUUUGGAAAUGAAGAUUAGAUAUUCUUUUUCAAUUUUGAUUCCCAUCAAUGUCUAAGGUGCUAAAGUUUAAGCCCUCAGAGUUGAAUGAUAUCAACGUUUUGGAGGCAUAUGAGUUAAGGUUUACUAGCAAUUCAAAGGCGUCAUUGUCAACCUCUCCACUGGUUAACAAGUGGGCAACCUUGGCAAGGCCUUUCAACUCAAGGCUUGUUGGCAAUGAUGUUAUUGGAGUUGAUAUGGGAACCACCAAUUCAUGUGUGUUAGUGAUGGAGGGAAAGAGUGCUAGAGUAAUUGAGAAUGCUAAAGGAGCUCGAACUACACCAUCUAUUGUUGCAUUCAACCAACAAAAGGAGCUGAUUGUUGGGACGCCAGCCAAAUGCCAGGCGAUAACUAACCCUACAAACACCUUACAAGCAACAAAGGAUGCUAGUCGAAUCGCUGGGCUGGAUGUUCAGAGGAUUAUCAAUGAACCAACUACCACCAUACUUUCCUAUGGGUUAAAUAACAAGGAGGGCAUCAUAGCAGUGUUUGACCUCGGAGGUGGAACUUUUGAUGUUUCUAUAUUAGAAAUUUCAAAUAGUGUGUUUGAGUGGAUGAGCUCAAGCGGAUAUACCACAUUGAUCUCUCAAAGGACACGCACCCUACAGAGGCUUCGGGAGGUAGAAGAAAAGGCUAAGAUUGAAGUCUCAUCCACAACCCAGACUAAAGUCACCUUACCAAUCAUAACUGCUGAUGCGUCUAAAACUAAACAUUUGAAUAUAACUCUAACCAGAUCCAAGUUUGAGGGUCUGGUGAGCAGAUUGAUUGAGAGGACAAGAGACCCGUGUAAGAACUGUGUGAAGGAUGCUAGGAUAUCCCUUAAUGAAGUGGAUGAAGUUUUGCUUGUGGGAGGAAUGACAAGUGUUCCAAAGGUGCAGAAAGUAGUAGCAAAAAUUUUUGGAAAAGCUCUAAGCAAGGGUGUUAAUCCUAACAAGGCAUUUGCAAUGGAAGCAGCAAUUCAAGGUGGCAUUCUUCAAGGUGAUGUUAAGGAGCUGCUUCUGUUGGAUGUGACCCCUCUGUCACUUGGUAUUGAAACUCUAGAUGCUAGGUGCUGGUAUCAUGCCAUUUCUAAGCCCACAUGUUUCUGUCAAGGAGUGGUUUUCUCUACUGCUGUGGACAACCAAACUCAGGUGGGAAUUAAAGUACUUCAAGGUGAACGUCAAAUGGUGGCAGACAACAAGCUUUUGGGUGAGUUUGACCUUGUUGGUAUUCCCUCUAUGCCUAGAGGCUUGCCACAAAUUGAGGUGACAUUUGAUAUAGAUGUCAAUGGGAUUGUAACUAUUUUUGCUAAGGAUAAGGCAACAAAUAAGGAGCAGCAGAUUACAAUCCAAUCUUUUGGAGGACUUUUAGAUGAUGAGACCAAUAAGAUGAGCUUGGGUGAGUACAAGAGCAAGAUUCUAGAUGAAGUUACAAGAGAGAUAGGGCCUGCAGUGGAAGAUUUGAGGAAAGUAAUGGCGGGUGAUAAGGCUGAGGAAAUCAAGGCAAAACUUGAUGGGGCAAAUAAGGCUGUUUCAAAAAUUGGAGAGCAUAUGUCUAGAGGGUUUGGCAGUUCUUCAUUGGAAAGGUCUCAGGGUAGUGAUGAGGUCCCAAAAGCAAAAUAUCAAGAGGCUAUAAGAGAAUAUCAUGGAAUAGAAUAAGGAAAUCAAUCUCUACACUAUCAUUGCAGAGUUAUAACAGUAUGUAUAAAUAUUUUUUCCUUGUAUAGUAGCGUCUUUCUAGGCUUCAUUACUGGUGCCAAUUUGUAUAUAUGAUUAGAAUCCACAGUAAUGAAAAUCUAAUGCAAUU